Cantharellus anzutake is the source of this 1509-nucleotide messenger RNA. RefSeq lists its product as uncharacterized. The record is from RefSeq and is a predicted model, not a curated record. NCBI's taxonomy places the organism in Eukaryota, Fungi, Basidiomycota, Agaricomycetes, Cantharellales, Hydnaceae. The coding region runs from base 1 to 1509 and encodes 502 amino acids. The transcript has 11 exons.
AUGGAAGCUUCCUCAGAGUCAUCUUCUGAUGAGCCUUCUGUUCCCAGGAGGCAACAAGUUUCCAGUGGGCAGCAAGUUUCUGGUGCUAUGGAGCUGGAUGUUUCAGCAGCCACUAUGUCAACACUUGGGCUGAAAAGACCUUGGAGAAGGGGGAGCUCUGAAGACUUAGAGACUCAGAGCUGGAGGAAUUCCACAAGGUCCUCAGAGCCUCAUUCCUUGUCAAUGAUACAGGGGAAGCAGUGGCAUUUCAGCUUCCUGCAGUGCUUGAGGCAAUUGAAGUUGAUGCCUCCACCCAUGUGGAAGCGCAUGCAUGAGGAGCCCACCCUUGGGAAGUAUGACUACAUCGCCAUAAACUCUACAUCAUCCAGCCCCUGCAUGAAGGGGAAAUCUCUACUGGUGCCCUCCAGUGUCCUGAGGGUGGUUUUGGGGGCCAAGUGGAUUGUUUUGAGCAAUGGGGAUUCAGAGCUCUUCAACAGGCCAGAUGCCCCUGAAGAUUUGUUCCAUUUGGCCUAUGAGGGUGAUCCAUCAAUGCAGUUAAUAUUGCUAACACCUGGGAUUUCUCUACGAGAAUCCCAGGAGGCACACGAAGAGCGUCUAAAGGGUAUUGAUGACCCUCAGGUGCGAGAGAUUGUCAAGGCGGCCAAGAAGGAAGCAGACCUUAAUAUUUUUAAUGCAAUGAAAAACACAAUCAAACUCAAUAUGAAGUAUGCCAAUGUGGCACGGCAUAAUGACAAGGCUAAUGCACCUGCAAAAAGCCAGACACACCCAAGGCAUCUUGAUUUCCCUCCACUCACCAAGGAUCAAACCCAGAUCCUACUCGACAGUGAGGAUGGCACAGCUAUCGAGGAUUGGUUAGGGAACCUGCUGGCCAUAUGGCUCCCAAGGGUUUUUAACCCAAUCCAUAAGGAUAUCUUGAAUGCUGGUCAUGAUUUCAAUCAAAACUUUAAAUUUGACAAUAAGAAAUCCAGAACAGCUUUCAAAGAUACAGCAUCAAAUCUCUUCAAGAAGAACAGUGCAGCUUAUCAUGCCUAUUGGCACCUCCAGGGUCACUUGGAGAACCCUCCUGCAAUCUCCACAGAUUCCACCCAGAAAGAGCCUCUAUAUCAUGUCCUCAACAUGUACACUGAGAGGCUUGCACUGUCGUUGGCAAGACAGUGUGAUGCUGUAUGGGAGCACAUCAGAGAGCAUUUGGAUUGGAGGGAUUGGAGAUCCACCUGGUGUGGUUUCGAUGCAAUAGCCAUCUUUGGGGAAUACGAGGGAGGGGAGCUUUCCUUCCUGGAGUUGGGCUACGCUUUCCCAACCUGUCCUGGGGAUCUCUUCUUUAUCCGGGGUGCAGGAUUGGAGCAUGAGGCUCCUGGCUGGAGUGGUCAAGGGUGGAUGGUGUUUGCAUUUUUUGCUGACAGACAUGUUUUUGCAUAUGUGAAAGUUGAAAGACCCAGGGACCUUGGCCCCCUCUAUGGGAUGGCUCAGGGAAUGUUCUGCAAGAAGCAUCCUUGCCAUGAUGGGUAA